This is a messenger RNA of Pararge aegeria (speckled wood butterfly), 670 nucleotides long. RefSeq lists its product as uncharacterized. The coding region runs from base 173 to 421 and encodes 82 amino acids. The transcript is spliced from 4 exons. The record is from RefSeq and is a predicted model, not a curated record. Lineage: Eukaryota; Metazoa; Arthropoda; Insecta; Lepidoptera; Nymphalidae.
CGUUUCCUGAAUGAUGCCGCGUGUUAAAGGAUUAAACGACGAUUUGUACGCUAUUUAAUUUUGCUGGUGGAAUCGGUACUCACAGAUUCUAACAAGAUGUUGGAUGUAAUGUAAGCUGACGGAAUCCGAAUAUUUGGGACAAAGGACCAGGUUGAAAAACAUAUACGUCAAUAUGGCUAUCAUAAAAAGGACGGGGGUGCUGGUGCUGGCGACGAUGGGCGGAGUGUCCGCCAGAGUUGCCGGCAAGAUGGGCGGUUACUCCAACAAAAUGGGUGGAAAAUCUACGAGUGGUAUAAACGAGGAAAUCAUCUGGAUUAGUAUAAGCAUGGCGAUCGCGAUUGCUGUGCUCAUAGCAAUCGCUCUCUGCUAUAUCUUAAAAGAAAAAUGCACGAAGCGGGCAGCCUACCGCGAGCAAUCAUGACGAUAUAAAGAGGAGUUCGCGAAGCAUGCCCUCACGGACUCCCUUUCUGAACUUGAGUUCCCUGCGUAUACACUCUACCCACAGUAUUCUCCCGAUGGUACAGAGUACUUCUAUAAUUUCCACCGCUUCACAUAUUUGAGGGACAGUUUUAAAUUACCCCCAAAAGAUUAUCAGGACGACUAUGCCAAGAACUAUCCAAUUUGUGGACAAGAAGACAUAUAUAUAAAUGCGUGAUUAGUAUAUUGUAGA